Molecule: messenger RNA, 2375 nt
Organism: Magallana angulata
Lineage: Eukaryota; Metazoa; Mollusca; Bivalvia; Ostreida; Ostreidae
Product: neutral cholesterol ester hydrolase 1-like
Exons: 5
Coding region: 100-1350 (416 amino acids)
Molecular function (GO): hydrolase activity
Source: RefSeq, a predicted model, not a curated record
UAUCAUUGCUGGACAAACGAUAUUGACGGGUCAGAGUGUUUGCGAGAGGGAUAGAUUAACCUGUCUCCUUAUCAGAGAGCGACAACCUUACAGUCCACAAUGAAGUUAUUUUACGUGGUAACGUUCAUUGUUUUAAUGGUGGCCAUUAUCUUGUCCCUCGGGCUCAACGUGCGGGUUCCGGAACCAGUCGCGGAGAAAACUACUCUCAGAAUCAUGGAAGGAUGCUUGAAAGGUGUUGGCUAUAUUAUAGGUGCAUCAGUGGCUCUUGGUUUAACCGAAGCAAACUCGCCAUUUUUAAAGGAAGUUGGGAACAACAUAUACAGAGUGUGCACAACGGGCAGACUAUGGAUGGCGCAGACCAAGGGACUCAGGAUAACAGACCAGGUAAUGAGUGGAAUACCUGUUCGUGUUUAUGAGCCCGAGUCCUCCAUUCAACAACCCAACAGACCUGUACUUUUGUACCUACAUGGGGGAGGAUGGGCCUUCCUCUCGAUUGAUAACUACGAUCAUCUGUGUCAAAAACUGGCAAAGGAUGCAAAUAUUGUAGUAAUAUCUGUAGACUACCGACUUAGUCCCCAGAACCCUUAUCCCGCCGGUUUGGAUGACGUCACUAGCAUUGUCAUGCACGUAUCUGAGAAUUCAAGAUCUCUAGGGAUAGAUCCGGGCCGUAUAGCUGUGGGUGGAGACAGUGCCGGGGGAAACCUAGCAGCGGCUGUCCAACUACGACCAGAAACACGCGGGAAAUUAUCAAUGUUACUUCUGCUUGUCCCUGUCUUACAGGGGGUCAACAUGAAAACCUUAGGAUUUACAGAAAAUGUGGAGUAUCUUCAUAAUAGUAUUAACAACCCCGGCCAGGUAGUCUAUUUCUUUCAUUACAUGAGUUUGGAUCACUCUUUGUUCAAUGCCUUUAGGAACAACGUGCAUACCUCUGCAGAAUUUAAAAAGGGAAAGUACAGGUUUCUGUUUGAUCAACGAAAAUAUCUUCCAGCUAAAUAUAUACGAUCAGCUAAACUCAAACAAAUGGGAAACGAUAUCGAACAAGUGGGAAAUGAGACUUUAUUUAAUGAAUUAAAAGAUAAACUUUUGACACCAACGAUUUUUCCUAUGAUGGCGUCAGACGAAGAACUGUCAAAAUUUCCGUUCACAUACGUCAUGGCGGCCGGAUAUGACCUCAUUCGUGAUGACGCAAUCAUGUUUGCUGAGCGACUUAGACAUCUUAAUGUAGAAGUGCAGCUUUCACACUUUCCGGACGGAUUCCAUAAUGAUCUAAUCAUGUUUGAUGGACCUUUUAAAACUGAUGUUGGAGUUAGAACAGUAAAUGACAUUGUCAAAGUGCUGAAGAAGCUUUAACCUUGUGUAUACUAGGAUUUUAUACGCUAUUUAUAGUUCAAUACGUUUUUUACUACUCACACGUAAAAUAUUCCUGCCUUCCUUCCCUUAAUUAUAAUUAGGACAUACAGUAUCAAUAGAAAUUUGAUUUUUUUUAAUCAUUCACAUGAUAAGCUUGAAACCAACUUCAACUGCAUGCGUCCCAAUAACACCCGUAAGCUAAUAUUAUUUAAGGGAUGGCAAUUGAUUGCAGAUUUGCUAUUCGUUCCGACCAGUUAAUUGUAUCAAAAUUUACAAAAUUGUGCAUAUUAUUUUUCCUUAAUUUACUGUCAAUAAACUGCCAGAGAUAGCACGAUAGAAAUAUUAUAUGUAAGUCUAUAUGAACACUAUUUUUUAUUACAUUAAUAAUUUUUAAGAAAAACUAUAUUUAAAAAACACAUUCAAAUAGUCGACAAAAUAUUUCCUGGUCCGUAAUUUUGUAAUCAGUUCAGUUUGUCGAGUAAAAGGUGAUUAGGAAAGGUUUGCCUAUAACAUGUUCUAGAUCUCCAAAUUUUUGUUAUCGUGGUUGAAUGUAUUUUUCUAAUGUAUACAUAUAUUUGUAAACAUUUAUUAUUUAACAAAUUAAUGUUUUCUUUAAAUGAAAAAAGUAAAACAUGCACAUAAUAAAGGUAUAUAAAUUAAUAGAUUAAUUUUAACGGUACUCAACAGAGAUUCUAACAUCAUUACAUGAAUAAAUAAAAGACGAAAAUUAUGAAAUUGUGUUAAAUAUACAACUUUACAUAUUUCAUACGACUAACCGAUUACUGAUUUUGUUACCGGUUACUUUCGUUCCGACCGAGUAAACGGUUAAUGGACUCAAAACCCGUUCGUUGUGGACAUAUUUAAUUUGAAGAUUUCUUUUCAAUUUUAUUUAUUCUCAGUUUUCUUUGACGAAGGUUCAUUGAGCUCAUUUUCAUAUUUACUUGUAUCUAAAGAAAAAUAAUUUCAAGUACAUGUAAUUGCGUAUUUUUGCGAUGUCAUGCAAAAUAAACGGAUAAAUACAUAAC